AUCUGUGGUUGAGCUGUUAUUGGCUGCUCGGGUAACAGGUAUAGGUGGGGCUCGGUGUAGCUCACGGCCACUGGUGGAGCUGCUGGCAACUGGAGACGCUCAGACAGGUAACAGGCUGCUCACCUGUAGAGGAAGUGGAAGGUCACUUGUUGCUGGUCUGGGAGGAGAGCUGGAGGUAUCGGGAGGUACUUUUUCCCUGGAGGGAAUGAUGAACGUGAAUGGCAAUUUCGAUGGGACCCUGUUCCAAAAGCCCACGUCCCGCAAACCGCUGGGCAAACUGUGCCAGAGGCUGGAGGAGGUGAAGUGUCCCUGGAGGCAGAGCUCCGCGCUGGAGCUCAGUCACAGCGAGGCGGCCAGGUUGGCCACCGACGCGCUGCUGGAGUCCGGGGUCUCCGGUUACCGACGGGCGCUGACCGACGAGAGGGAGCUGGGUUUCCUGUCCCAGCUGGAGAUCGCCUACAUCAGCCGGAGCGGAGCGGCCAGGCUGCCGGGCCCCACGGCGGAGCUCCGCGAGAGGGGCAGCCGCCAGAGCCUCUGCGAGGGGGACGAGCUGUCCGAGCUGACCUCGGCCACCUACUUCCCCGCCCAGACCGACUCGGAGGCUCCGCUCCUCGACCUGGGCUGGGCCAAACCCCCGAGGGCCGUCUGCCUGCCCUCCGAGUCCCAGAUCAUCUUCCAGAGAGACAGGAGCCACAGCAUCAAAGACACCAUCCGGAGCCUACUGAACGAAGCCAGAACGCUCAUUGCGAUUGUGAUGGAUUUGUUCACUGAUGUCGAUAUACUCUGUGAUCUGCUGGAAGCUUCUAAUAAACGAGGAGUCCCAGUCUACCUAUUGUUGGAUGAAAGUAACCUGGAGCAUUUUAUAUCAAUGUGCGAUGAACUUGACAUCCAAAAGGAUCAUGUUAAUAACAUGCGGAUCCGGAGUGUGGUGGGAGAUACCUACUGUACAAAGUCGGGGAAGAAAUUUAAUGGUCAGGUCCUGGAAAAGUUUCUGAUAAUUGACCUGGAGCAAGUGGUGGCUGGUUCGUACAGCUUUACCUGGCUUUCUGGGCAGGUGCAUCUCAACUUUGUCAUGCUGUUGACGGGAGAGUUAACCCAAGAAUUUGAUGAUGAGUUUCGAUGCCUUUAUGCUGCGUCAAAACCAAUUGAUCGAUUCUCCUCCUCUGCAGAUGAAGACCUUUCUUAUUACACGUCCAAGCUCAGCAUUGCUCCAGAGCGCCAGAUCGUGAAGGAGAAGUUGGCAGAACCAGUCCAUUCCAACCCAUCGAGCAGUUGGUCUGGGAGCAGCCCUCUCAGUAGCAUUCAGGCAGCCACUCCCGCAGCUCAGGUAUUGUGGGAACGCAAACGUACCAGCCCGUGUGCCUCCAAUAAUCUGCCUGUCGUCAACAGGAAAAUCAAUGAGAAUGACAGAUCAGGCAAUGGCUGGGCCGGUGACCCACUGACGAGGGCAAGCGCAUUGGGUCCCAAGCCAAACUAUGUGCCAGGUCUCCAUUAUGUCCUCAAUACUCGCCUUGCAGACCAAGCAGCUGCUAACAUGCAGCAAGGUCUGGUCAUCCCGCCCAGAAACAAAAUGCCGAAAGAUGAUCUGGAUGAUGCAAGUACCAUCUCUCCAUCGUCACCUCCAGGCAGGGUCAAUCGUGGGGAAGUACUCUAUCAAACAGAGGCGUUUGACGACUACACCAAAGAUUUACAGAAACCUUUGAGGAAGUUUACAAGAGCAGGAAAUCGAAUGACACUCGGGCAUAGUAAGUUAGAAAUGAUGAUGGAAUAUAACGAUAAGAUGAGGGCCAGGAAUGCUUUCAGCCGCUUUCAGUUAGUGAAGCAUGAUUCUUAAGGGUGGCUUUACUAACUGCCAGUGAGUGCUUCAGACAGUGUCCAAUAGAGCCAUCCUCAGCAGCAUGAUCAACCUGUGAUCUAAUCACUAAAGCCACUGUGAAGAGCCAGCUUCUGACAUGGAGCAACUGCCUGAAGCCUGCAAAAGGUCUGCUUUGUGGAGGGAUUGUGUCCCUCAUAAAGCAUUGUACAACCUGCAUUGAGAUGACUCGGAACCCCGUGUACAGUGAAGAUGAUCUGAGAUGCUGGUGUUGAACCUUGGAUGGGAGGGUGGUAAGAGAGACUCAGAAACAAAGUACAUUGAAAACUACUUUUGAGAACUAUAUUAGUACCUGCUCAAUGGCAGUUGUAUCCUUCAGAAGAACAGAGGCAUCUUUCUUUAAAAUAAUCAUCUAUGCUUUCUGUUUGUCCAACGGAAGAAGAAUUGUUCAACUUUAUUUUUCCCUCUAAGUCUGCUUUUCAGUGUCAGCCACGGCUGAGCAGAGUUUGGACUGUCUGUAGGCAUCCUAACCAAGAAAUACAUUUUGUCGGCCUGCUUAAUGGCCUCAUUUAAAUAGGAAAUAUUGUUUUCCAUUAAGGGGACUUAAAAAUAAAAAAGCAAAAGCAAAAUGCCACCAUAUUAAAUGGGGCUAAUAUUUUCACAAGUCCUUUUUAUAAAUUGUUCUUGUGAAGUGGGAGAUGGCUCAAUACCUAUUGUAGAGAGAGUUUAGUACAUAAUCCAAGCUGGCACUCCCAGUACAGUACUGAGAAAGCUGUACUAUUGGAAGUUUGUUCUUUCAGAUAAGACAUUAAUCUAUAACUUUCCUCUUUGAUGGAUGUAAAAGAUCAAAGAUAUUAUUUUGAAAGAGCAAUGGAGGUAACCCCCAUCCUAAUGAAACUUUAUCACUAAACCUUUUGGACAUCUCUGGCGUUUUUGACAUUGUUGUUGGGAGUUUGCUAUGAGCAUAUUGGUUGCUCUACAUACAACAGUGACUCAAAAAGUUUAACUGAGGUCAUGAAAUGUGCAUAUACAAAUGCCAAGUCUUGUUUUUCUAACCUUUGUCAGCCUAACCUUGUACAUGGUGUCGUAUAUCUAAUCUCACAGAAACAUUGGUGAACGUUGAAAUCUCCCACAGUUUACAAUUACAAUAUAAUUUUGAUCUGAUUGUCAAGCUGUAACUUGAUGUUCAUUACAAGGCAUCCUAACCAGAGGAAAGCCCUCUUCUGAUAGUAGAGAACAUGAGUUUGGCAAGGUCGGAACCUCCAACUGAGAUUAAAUCUUAAUUUGUAACCAAAGAUGAUUUAAUGUAUUUAAGGAAAACUGCUGUCAAGAGAACCAGGAAAAAUAUUUUUACAGAAUGGGAUAAAUCUUCAGAAAUAGGAGCAGAAACAUGUCACAAGAUCCUUUGAAACUGUUCUACCACUCAUUAUGUGGUCAGUAUGUGCCUGUACUUCAAAUCUAUCUUCCUGCUCAGUCCCCAUUCUGAUCCAUUUUGGAUGCUCUCUCAGCACUAGGAGGAUUCACACUCAUUUGGAGUAGAGUAUUCCAAAGGUUUACAGCUCCCAGUAAAGAAAUAUCUCCUCAUUUCAGUCCAAACUGGUCUCUGCCCUCGACCUCUGUCCCAGCCAGACUGCGCUUAGUACAUUGUCUGAAGAGUAACUUGCAAUAAGAAAAUGAAAGGAAAAACAUAACAAGACUAUGGGAAAAGUAAGGGGGUGGGAUUAUUUGGAUAGCUACACCAAAGCUGGGCAUAGGCAAAAUGUUCAUCUUCUGUGCUGUGUCAUUGAUUCUAUGCAGACAAUUAAUUAAUGAUGGAGAUAGUUCAGAGACAGGGAGCACAUGAGUUAGAAAAUUACUCAAGUAAUUUUUUUGAUAAAGAAAAUUAGACUUGUAAAACGUGGGCAAAUAGUACAUGUUGAUAAAUGCAUUUCUUAAAUGUUUCUGCAGUGUGUAAUUGGAAAAUCCGUAUGACACAAUGGGAGAGUGCAAACUGAUCUGUGUGUUAAGUAUUUUUCUGAAGUCAUUCCAUUUUUAAUUCCAAUAAAUAUAAUUUGGUAAGCAGCUU
Pristis pectinata (smalltooth sawfish) is the source of this 3878-nucleotide messenger RNA. RefSeq names its product family with sequence similarity 83 member C (gene sack1c). The coding region runs from base 206 to 1834 and encodes 542 amino acids. The record is from RefSeq and is a predicted model, not a curated record. The transcript is spliced from 4 exons. Lineage: Eukaryota; Metazoa; Chordata; Chondrichthyes; Rhinopristiformes; Pristidae.